AGGAAGGACGAUACCUCAGAGAUAUUAAUGUACGUGACUAGUAGUUUCUAAUAACUGAAUUCCUAUGAGAAACACUAAUAAGCGCGACCCUAGCUUGUGUAAAAAGACCUUUGAAACCUUUGUAACUUCCGGUUUGCUGUCACUCCGAAACGGAAUUCGCCCCGAACGCACCAGCGCAAUGACGUCACCAACUCGGUUCAGUCCUGGGAAUAUUUGGUCGGUUAAGGCAAAACCGAAAGCAAGCUCUGCUGAGCUAUUGAUGUAGGAACAAAUGGACUUGCAGCUACACAGAUUUACACUGAAUUGAGACUUCUCUCCUAGACUGCUGGAUAGUGCUGAAAAAAUGAAUGAAGGGGAUACGAACCAGCCUAUGGACGAUGACAUAAGACAGCAUAAUCUGCCAAAGAAAAGCAACAACGGUGAAGAUGCAGACAGUGGUAAUUCUGAAGAAGAAGAAGAAGAAGAGUGUUACACAGAUGAUGGCAUAGAUGAAAGAAGUCAGGACGAGGACUGUGGUGUUGCUUCUUCAGAAAUAAACCAGAGAGUGAAGAGCUCACAAAAGAAACAUGUUAAACGACUGGACAUUGAGGAACCUGAGGACACUGAUACAAGAGUGCAUAACCAACAGAAGGAGAGUAAGAAAGACACAGCUGGAGUCAGUGGUCAGUCUGAUGCGGAACGAGAGGACCUCGACACAACAGAUGGGAAGUGCAUCAAAGGCAAGAAUGAAAACAAUGAAGUGCCACAUGCUGGGGAGGGCCCAAGACUGAGGAGGUCCAAUAAGAAACAAAAAAUAGCACAUCUGGGUGAAGGUGACAUUCGUGGUCAUGUUGAAACAGAAAGGAGCCCAGUUGCUGCUGAUACUUCCAGGUGGUACAUAUUACUUCUGAUAUUACUUUUUCUGCUUGCUGUUGUGGUUUUCUGGUUCCUGAGAACCCCAUCUCCACCCUUGCAAAAAGAGUUGAACUUGCUGGAGGUGUUCUCUCAAGAAAUGGACAAGGUCCAAGCCAGUUUCCCCAGCCAGCACCGUGAACUGUGGAGGAGAAGCAGGAUCCACCUCCAGAGACAUCUCAGUCUGACCGAUCCAACUGAACCAGUGAGUCUCAUCCUAACCUCUGGUCGUGGGGCUGAGAAGUCUCUGGGCUGUCUUGCUCAUCAGUUAGCUGCAGCGUUUUCUAACGCUCUCAACUCCUCAGUCCUGGGUAUUUAUGGGACCACUAAAAGUGCACAAGACAGCGACCUGGUUAAGUUGGACAUUGAUAUAGCGUUGAAAGAGGCCUUUGAAGGCGGCACACAGGCAGCCGUUAUUCACCGUUUUGAAGAGCUUCCUCCAGGAUCUACACUCAUCUUCUACCGCUACUGUGAUCAUGAGAAUUCUGCUUUUAAGAAAGUCUUUUUGAUUUUCACUGUCAUGCUACAGGAAGAUAUGGAUUUCCCACCUAAUGUCAGUCUGGGAAUGGUGGAGGAAGUGGUGCAAGAGUAUUUAAAAGAGAAGUUUGUCUCCUCUGACAGGACGGCUAGGUUUAACCAGAUGGAUUUAGACAAGCUAAGUGGGUUGUGGAGUAGAAUCUCCCAUCUCAUCCUACCGGUAGCUGCAGAGCAGAAGAUUGAACAGCACGGCUGUCAAACAUAAAGGUGACUUUCUGUGAACUAAACUGGAGGCUUAUAGUUAAUGUACAGAAGUGGUGGGGGAAAUCUACAGGGAUCUACUGAUUCAUAGUUUCAACAUGUGUGUGUGUGUGUGUGUGUGUGUGUGUGUGUGUGACUGAUAAUACUUGAAUUAAUUUGAAAAUAUGCCUUAAGGUGACAGAUUAAAGUUUUUAUAGCUUGAAAUUAUAUAAGGUUGAGGAAUUUUUAAUGAAUCAUUAGAAGAUAUGUCAUUUGAAAUAUUGCAAUGGAUCUGGCUAGUUUAAUCAUUUCUGGCUUCUGACUACAUUUUUCUACACAGCUCUUUUACCCUGAAAGGCGAUUCAGAAGGCAUAAGAAGUGUUAGGAGCAUGUGGAAGGCUAAUCAAUGUUUUCAUUGCAGUUGCACUUCACCUUGCAGGCAGCAACGAGCUCAACAAAUUACAAACUGCUCCUAUGUGGGAAGAAAUGGCACUGUAAAUGGACUAUUAUUCACUGAAAAUAUUUGGAGCAGUUAGCUGUCUUAAUAUGUAAAAUAACAUGACUAGAUUUGAAAUAAAAGAAUAAACAUUUUAAUUGUUUAAUUUCACUUGAUCGUUGAUUUUGUUUCUGCGGGGUAAAUUAAUAAAUGCAACUUUUUAUUUUACAAUAUAUGCCUCAAAUUACUAAAUGAAUUAUAUGUAUGUGAUUUGGAUAUUUGGUUGAUGAUGACCAUAGAAUCAUUUUCAUACCAAAACUCACACUGUUACAGCAAUGCAACAAGUUUGAUUAAUUUCUAAAAUACAAUGCAUAAAACUUAAGUGAAAAAGGCAAAAGUAGCAUCCAUCUCUAAUGUCAUUCCUACAGCAGAAGCAGUUUUAUAAAAAUGAUUGUAUUUUUGUUCAAGAAAUCUUAUUUUAUCCUUGUAUAAAUAAAUGUAUAAAUAAACCCAUGUCUGGAUUCA
Pangasianodon hypophthalmus (striped catfish) is the source of this 2569-nucleotide messenger RNA. RefSeq lists its product as uncharacterized. Gene Ontology annotation, biological process: membrane organization. Gene Ontology annotation, molecular function: ATPase activator activity. Gene Ontology annotation, cellular component: membrane. The record is from RefSeq and is a predicted model, not a curated record. The transcript has 9 exons. NCBI's taxonomy places the organism in Eukaryota, Metazoa, Chordata, Actinopteri, Siluriformes, Pangasiidae. Bases 344 to 1633 code for a protein of 429 amino acids.